Photinus pyralis (common eastern firefly) is the source of this 711-nucleotide messenger RNA. RefSeq names its product protein FAM177A1. The transcript is spliced from 2 exons. The record is from RefSeq and is a predicted model, not a curated record. The coding region runs from base 36 to 497 and encodes 153 amino acids. NCBI's taxonomy places the organism in Eukaryota, Metazoa, Arthropoda, Insecta, Coleoptera, Lampyridae.
UAAAAACAAUUCGCUGUGACAGUCGUGAAGAAUUAAUGAAAAUGGAUGUGGAAAUUUCGAAUAAUUUCGAUAACGCAAGUAGUAAUGACGCGGAAAGUGCGAAUAUUAAAGUUAGAAUACCGAAACGGAUUUUACACUUUAGCGAUGGCACAUUAGAGGAAUACAGUGAUGACGAGAACAUUACGCCCCCGAACGAGACAACGACCGCCGCCAUUGUAGAUUCGAACGCGUCGUGGAGUUCUUGGUUGCUCUACAAAUCUUGGUCGGCGGGAGUUAUGGCCCUAGCAGCAUGCGAUUAUCUUGGAGAACAUCUGGCUUAUUUCUUUGGGAUCACUACGCCGAAGUACUGGGCCGAAAUUGAAGAAUCAAAAAGAAUAGAGGCGGAAAACAUUGAAAAACAAAAACAGGCGGAAGGCUGGUCGGAACCAAGUGGUGGUGCCGGUUCUGUACCUCUCGAUGAAAUAAAAACAAAUCAACCACUUUCAACUCAUGCCUAGAGCUGAAUCUAUGUUUAAUAAAAUUACAAUUAUUGUGUAACACUACAAGACAUUUCUUAGAAUUUAUUUUGUUUCAUUCCUAUUUUAUUUUUAUAUUUUUAUAUCUGAGAGUACUUACCUACAUCGAUGUUGAUCAUGUGUAACUUAUUGUUUAUCCAAUUAGGUAGGUACUUAGUCUUAUAAUAAAACUAACCUACUAUGGUUUAUUGCUUAA